AUGACGUUGAGUGAGUACAGCGCCGUUAUAAUCACUUUGUUAACGUCAGAGUUGCAUAAAGAUGACCAUCACAUCAUACUAAUGUAGUAGGCCUACCAUAAUAACCGGUUAUGACAUUUUGAAUGAUCCGCAAAUAAACUCUUUGUGGAUGGCUCAAUCAUAGGCUCAUCUUGGGAUUUAAAUGCGCUAGUGUUUGUGUGGUAACAACCUUGCUCGAUGUUGUUUUUACAUCUUGGAAAUGUCAAUGAAUAGUCUUAGCAUAAAGUGUAAUAAUAUGAUUUUAACACCAAGGAAGGAUUGUAUUGGGUUGGUAAAACCAAAGGGCAAGAGGAGCCAUGUGAAUUUGUAUGCAGCUGCUGUAGCUUCUAUCUCCUCCCACACUGCACGCAGCAUUGGCCUCCUUGUGACUUUAUACUAUAUGAAUGGACCCUUUUCUCUAUUGAUUGCACAACAAGAAACGUUCAUAUAAUUCCCAUAAGCAUUGUGGGAGAAUAAGUGUUAUUUCUAUUCUAUUCUUUCCUCCCCCAAGGAUGUUUCUACGGCUACAUCCAAGAUGCUGUGUCUGCAUUUACUUAUAACUGCUUGGUUGCAUUUCAAUCCAAUGUUUUGUCCUUCUCUUUCUUCUUUCCAGACUGCCUGGGGUCAAAAGUAUUUGUUCCUAUUAAAUCAGACAUCAGUGGCAAUAUAACAGUAAGUAUGUUUUCGACACACUCUAAUUGUGCCUUAAAAUAAGAGUAACCCUACAGCAACAUAUGCCUAUAACAAAUGCCUACGUCUAUACAUUUUGUUGGUAAUAUUUUCCUUCCAGAAAAUCAGAAGUGUGUAUGACAAGGACCCUGCCAAGUAUGCAACACUACAGCAGAUAGUGGAGUCAGAGAAGGAGGCAUACGGCACAGAGUGGCCCAAAGUGGGAGCCACCUUGGCCCUGAUGUGGCUGAAGAGGUGAGCUCAGAAUCAUCUCAUCUGAAUGUGUUUAAGGCUGCCUUUACACAGGCAGCCCAAUACUGAUCUUGUUUUCACAAUUCUGAUAUUUUUUUCACUAAUUGGUCUUUUGACCAAUCAGGUCAGCUCUGAAAAAGUUCUGAUGUGAAAAAAUCUGAUGUGAUUGGUCAAAAGAUUGAAUUGGGCUGCCUAGAGGCGGUGAAAUGGUGUGCUUAUUUCUAGAUAGAGAUCUGCACGUCUUGAAUAAUGUUGUGUCUGAAAUCAAAUGAGUUAAGAUGAUUGUCCUCUCUCCCGCAGAGGUCUCCGUUUCAUCCAGAUCCUGCUGCAGAGCUUGGCAGACGGAGAGAAAGACGAAAACAACCCUAACCUCAUCCGUGUCAACAUCACCAAAGCCUACGACCAGGCCCUGAAGAAAUACCACGGCUGGCUAGUGCAGAAGAUAUUUAAGGCGAGACCAUGUGACUAGAGUCAUGUGGUAGCAUAGUCUUGACCUAUCCUUUUACCCGUGACUUGGUGUUCUACUUAACCCUGGUUCUCAAGCACCUCUGAGUGUAUUUAUUUCAUAUUGAACUUAAUUCACCCAAAGCGAAACAUUUAUACAUGUAAUAACUGAAAACUACAGAAUUGAAUUUGAAUGUAGAUUAACUGCUCAGCCAAGGUGUAGUAACUAUGUAACAACUGGAUUGAUCUUUGUCCCCUCCAGGCGGCGUUGCUUGCAGCACCCUACAAGUCAGACUUUAUAAAGGCCCUGUCAAAAGGUCAAGAGGUCACAGAGGAGGACUGCAUGGCUAAUGUACGCCAGUUCCUCGUCAAUUACACGGCCACAGUGGAUGCCAUCUAUGAGAUGUACACAAUGCUGAAUGCAGAGCUGGACUAUAGCGUUUGAUGUCCCCCAUACUGGACCGCAGCAGCAUCCUGCAUGUUACUUUCUUUCAGUCUUCUAUUUUUCAUCCUUUCUCUCGGUGAUGGAACAUUCCAGCUUUUGAGGAUUGAGGACUUUAUUUCAAAGAAGCCAUUUUUAUUAGUGUGACCAUUUUUAUGAUUCAUUUUAUUUCCCUCCUUUUAAGUCCCUCCCUACUGAAUGUUGAUAGCUUGGCCCCUGGUGAGGUGCUGCUGGAGGGAAAGUGGCAUAUUCCGUGUUGAGUGUUUUCUAAAUUCAAGAAAUGUAAAAAAGGCAGGAAUGGUACAGGUCUUGUUGUUUAAGCCUAUUAAGCAGUCUGCUGCAGUUACACAUGAUCCACUAUCAGGUAAGAGACAUUUAGAAGUGAUAUCCUGAGAGCUGGUCAGUGUUAUUCUAGGACUGUAUCUCUCUGUGGGAGGGGAGAGUGUUUCUGCUAAUGAUUCAAGACUCAUGAAAUCCCUACUGUAACUCUGCCCUGAAACAUGAGAUAGUACCCUCACUGCCCUGUAGCUAGGGGAAAAGUCAACUACCCCGUGCCUUUAGAGAUUUUAACCAGCAUUAGUGGUUUUAAUGCUUAGUGCUGUCUAUUGUGUGAUGUUUUGUUUGUGGCUUUUGCAUGUUUGUUAGAACAACUGAAUCUUUGAGUAGGGUUGCACUUCCUUCAUGUCUUUUUGAAAUACAUAUUUUCAAUCCCUUCAAUUUUUUCGACACAUUAUGCAUUUGACAUUUUAGUCAUUUAGC
Coregonus sp. 'balchen' is the source of this 2584-nucleotide messenger RNA. Lineage: Eukaryota; Metazoa; Chordata; Actinopteri; Salmoniformes; Salmonidae. The record is from the annotation of a GenBank genome assembly.